This is a messenger RNA of Sphaeramia orbicularis (orbiculate cardinalfish), 3107 nucleotides long. It is a transcript of the gene haus6, whose product is annotated as HAUS augmin-like complex, subunit 6. The transcript is spliced from 16 exons. Bases 300 to 2738 code for a protein of 812 amino acids. The record is from RefSeq and is a predicted model, not a curated record. NCBI's taxonomy places the organism in Eukaryota, Metazoa, Chordata, Actinopteri, Kurtiformes, Apogonidae. Gene Ontology annotation, molecular function: microtubule binding. Gene Ontology annotation, cellular component: HAUS complex; mitotic spindle microtubule. Gene Ontology annotation, biological process: spindle assembly.
AUUGGCGGUCUGCUCGCUUAAUAUUUCGUUUCCUGAACCUCACUUUACUGUAUAGUGACUAAAUGUUAUUAUUUGCUAACGUCAACCAAAGCGAAACUAUAAUCGUACGCGUGAGACUCGUUGGUGACAUUCGGUGGUAUUUAGACUAUAUUUAGUGCAGUUUUAAAUGUUCAGAGACAAACAGACGCAACCAGUAAACUUUUAGCUAGCCGGCUAACGCUAGCUAACUAAAGUCCGACUCUCCGUUUCACUGGCUUCCACGGGGCUCUCUGACUCACUGCUUUUUCCAUCUUGGAAUAAUGGCGAAUCCAGCAGUGUUACAGAAAAAGAAAGGUAGAUAUCUGUGGUUUGCGAUUCUCGGGCUAGGAUUUCAACCGGACACUGCUGCGUCCUCAAUCGUCGCAAAAACCAACAACUUGGGACCGAGUAUGUUUGACAAACCAAACAAGGAUGCCUUCUACAUAGUAACACAUUUCCUUUUGAAGAAACUUAACCCAACAAGAUUUAAUGAGGCAUACAGGCAUUGUUGGCCUGUUUUGAACCACAAAGCAGACGCUGAGUUUCGGAAAGUUACAUGUGUCUGGCUUCGAGAAAUAAUGGAUGAAACUGCAAAUGCAGGACCCAAAGUGGUAGCAUCCUUGUUCCUGUCACCCGGAGGCCCCAGGUUUACCAAUUUGAUGCUUCAUUUAGCCAAUCAUGUGAUGCUGCAGGAGAUGAAGACAUUCACUACAGAUGGCAGCUGGGUUCCAGAGGCUGCUGCGAUGCCUGCAUCCUCUCUGGACAUGGCAGUGAAGAGACUAAACCUGAUCAGCACCAGAUUUUUGAAAACUGCUGUGGAGCAGGAUCGUUUUCUCCAGGAGUACCAGAGACGAGCCCAGGUCCUGGUUAAAUCGAUGAGAGAUAUCAGAGCAGAUGGUGCCAAGUAUGAUGAUCUUCUCAAAUGCUACUCUAGACAAGAACACACCUCUCCAGCUGAGAAGAUCAAAAAGGUACGCUCCUUAUGGUCCACCAUUGAUGAAAUUCUGUCGUCUACUAAAGAAGAGCAGCAUGCUGUGCAAAGUGUCAUAAAAGGAGAAGCAGACCAGUACACUCUUGAUGGGACAGACCAGGUUGUCAAAAUUUCCAAGAGUCUUCUGGAGAGAAUACAACAGCUCCCACAUCAGUUGAGUUCAGGAAACGUGUACGAGUCUGGCCAGCUAAACCUCCUGUGUGUGCUGGAGCUGACAAAUCACGCGCUGCAGCUUUUGAAGGAGGAACGGAGUCGAGUUUCUCAUCUCCCCCAUCUUCAGCUCAAUCCUCAGCACUUGCAGGAGAAAUGUCAGCAAAUGAACCGUGUGCUGCAGGACCUACACCUCACCAGACAAAAGAUCUCCAAGGAAGAGAUUCCUGAGGUCAAGGCUGCUAUAAGGGAGCUGGAGGCAGAGUGGGACAAGAAGUGGAUGAGUACUCUGAAACACACACCAUUAUUGUCGUUUCUGAAUGAAGAUCCUGCUCUUGGCUUCCUGUCACCAAUGGCACCUCUAUCGUUUGAGCCAGCAGCAGAAACUAGUUACAAAAGCAGUGUCUUUUCCCAAUAUCCUGCAAAACUUCUUGAUGAGAAACUUGUGGCGAGUAAAGCACAGGAAGGAGUCAUCAUGAGCAGUUCUGUCCUUAGAAGUGCCUGCCCAGCAACAACAGAGAGAGCAAGUCCUGAUGCCAAUGAAGCGUCGUCACGGCCCAAUACUUCUUUUGACUGGCUAUUCGAUGCAACUUCAUCUCCACCCCUCAAAACUCCCUCAGUACGACCACAACCACAGGCCAGUGUGACAAAAACAGGCAAUGCUACUUCAAAAGUGACCCCCUUGAGGACCACUGCUCAAAUUGUGGACAUGGAAUGUGAUAACCUAGCAGAUCAGUUUGCAGAUGCAGUGACUACAAACUGCCCCACACAAGGAAGGGUCAAAGGUCUGAACUUGGAGGACCUUCUCGUUACUCUACAUGGAGAUCCUUUUUCAACUAGAAAGCAGUUGCCACGAACGCCUGAGAGUUUGAUUAUGGACGUGAAGAGCUCAUGGCGGAAAGCAAUUGAGGAAGACGAAGCAGAGAAAAUCCUUUCAGCCAGGUUUAACGACAGCAUCACAGGGCGACUCACUCCCCUCAGUGAACAGAGUGUGUGGCCGAGCCCCACUGGCCCAGGCAAGUGUGAUGCCACUUUCCAGUCUGUCACCCACCACAGCCCCCCUGCCAGCCAGCAGGGGGUCUUGAAAUCCACUUUGGUGUCGGACACCUUCAACGCUGAGGCCAUUGACAGCCCCAGUGGCACAGGCAGCAGCGCAGUUCAGUUCAGCCUUGACCAGGAAACGCUUCCUGAGAUGCCAAGCUGCGACAGCCUGCUGAGCCUUGACGAUGAAGCUGUGGAUAUGAAGAGUGAGGAAGAAGAUGAUCUUCUCAUCCCAUCCCUGAAGACUGAGUUAAGCCAAACACUAACUACAAGUCAUCAUCGGAAUCGGACUCAGCAGGCGUGUAGCGAGGACUCUGUCAUUGGCAACCGAAAGGAAACAUCAAAGUGCCUUCUGUCUCCUGAGGUCGCGGGAUUGAGCGGAGAUUGGCUAAUGGAUCCUGUAAAACCAGUGGAGGCCACUGACAAGGUCUUCUCACUGGAUCUAGAUACUCUGGGUACCCCGUCACCCCAAAAGAAGCAAGAAUACUGUCUUCCAAAACUGAUUACAUUCUCCCCAGUAGAUGACAUGAAAUAUUAGCCAUAUUUGUAUAAACCACUGAUUUGUCAGUAUUCUCUGUUAAUAGACAACAGUACAUGUACAUAACUGUAAAAUAACUACUUUUGUCACAUUCAUUUUUGCUUCAUUUGUUUUAAUUUAAAACCGAGACAUGAACGUGUUCAAUAAAAUUGUAAAAUGUGGUUUCUUUGCAUUUUUGUAUAUGAGAAGUACUAACUUGAACGGAUGUUUGGAAAAAUUAUGGAACCCUUCUGAGAUUUUUUAUUGAAAUGUUGAUUUUGAGUGCAUUGUAUUCUUGGAAUAACCACUAAGUCUCUAACACACUAUUUUGGAUGGUGUCUGGCUCUGCUGGAGAUGUGGAGGUUGUUGAAUUAAACAUUUGAAAGCAAA